Molecule: messenger RNA, 1155 nt
Organism: Salarias fasciatus (jewelled blenny)
Lineage: Eukaryota; Metazoa; Chordata; Actinopteri; Blenniiformes; Blenniidae
Product: glycogenin-1-like
Exons: 9
Coding region: 1-1155 (384 amino acids)
Molecular function (GO): glycosyltransferase activity
Source: RefSeq, a predicted model, not a curated record
AUGGCAGCUCGGGAAGCCUUCGUGACCCUGGCCACCACCGAGUCCUACUGCAAGGGCGCCACGGUGGUGGGGAAGAGCCUGCGGCGCCACGGCACCACCAGGGAGACCGUCGUCAUGGUGACGCCCAACAUCUCCGAGGCCACCAGGACGUCGCUGUGGCGGGCAUUUGACCGCGUGGUGCUGGUGGACGCCCUGGACAGCGGAGACGGCGUCCGCCUGGCGCUGCUGGGACGCCCCGAGCUCGGCGUCACCUUCACCAAGAUCCACUGCUGGACGCUGACCGAGUACAGCAAGGGCGUGUUCCUGGACGCCGACACGCUGGUACUGUGUAACGUGGACGAGCUGUUCGACAGGGAGGAGCUGUCGGCAGCGCCCGACCCCGGCUGGCCCGACUGCUUCAACUCGGGCGUCUUCGUGUUCCGGCCGUCGCUGGAGACGCACGGCCGGCUGGUGGAGCACGCCCUGCGGCAAGGCAGCUUCGACGGCGGCGAUCAGGGUCUGCUGAACUCCUUCUUCAGCCGCUGGUCAGUGGAAAACAUCGACAGACACCUCCCGUUCGUCUACAACCUGAGCAGCAGCUCCCUCUACAGCUACCGGCCGGCCUUCACACGGUUUGGCCACGACGCCAAGAUCGUCCACUUCCUGGGUUCGGUGAAGCCGUGGAACCAGAGCCGGGGCGGCAGUGGGUCGGACUUCCUGUCUCUGUGGUGGGACGAGUACCAGAGGGAGGCGGGGCGGAGUCAGGAACCGGCAGCAGCAGCGGCGGUGGAGGCGGCGAGCUGCACGCCGGAAAAACCACAGCAGGUUCCACAGACGGCGUUCAGGGAGAACCUGGACAGCUCCCACUCUCUGCUCGCACGCUUCUCCGCCCCCGCUGAAGAUCCGGCGCCCGAAGUCAAGGAGGUCGGACCAGGAAGUGAUGGGACGUUCCAGGUUCCCCACGCGGAGGACAACAGGGAGGAGGAGUCACCGAGCAUCGAUCAGAACCCUGUCACCGUCGCCACGGAAACCGCCGCCCCCGUCGUCACGGACCCCGACCCGGAGUCUCUGGCCCGCCGCAGCAGGUGGGAGUCAGGCCAGGUGGACUACCUCGGCCGGGACGCCUUCAAGAACAUCCAGGCCAUGCUGGACCGCUUCCUGGGGGACAGGAAGUGA